Zymoseptoria tritici IPO323 is the source of this 1254-nucleotide messenger RNA. RefSeq names its product Paf1p complex subunit. Lineage: Eukaryota; Fungi; Ascomycota; Dothideomycetes; Mycosphaerellales; Mycosphaerellaceae. The record is from RefSeq and is a predicted model, not a curated record. Gene Ontology annotation, biological process: transcription elongation by RNA polymerase II; positive regulation of transcription elongation by RNA polymerase II. Gene Ontology annotation, cellular component: Cdc73/Paf1 complex. The transcript has a single exon. The annotation marks the transcript as partial. Gene Ontology annotation, molecular function: RNA polymerase II complex binding.
GAUGCGCUGGCCUUACUACGACAAGGAAUCGCGAACAACUCUCUGCCCAUACCCACGACCGACACAGACCCAUCAUCACAGGCCGACUCGAAUGUCUCGCUCGCAAAAGCUUCAUACCUUCUAUUCAACUACAGCUCCCAAGAAGAUGGCCCGCAACACACCGCAAUCCCUCUCAACCAACAAACGCGAUUCGUCUCCGAAAGCUCCGGCAAGCGCGCGCUCGACCUCCGAUCCGUCUACUUCUGCUGGCUCAACAAAGAUGCCAGCGUGCCCGACUACGUCAAUGCCACCGCGCAGCUCAACACCGAGCUACAGCAGACCGGGAACAACGAGUCAAUAACCAGCUUACCCUUCCUCGAGCGUAUCGACCUCAACAAUUGGCUAUCAGGCGAAGUCGCAGAGCACGAGAGCGAAUUUAUCAAGAGCCUGGACGCGAAGGAAGCGAGUAGAGAUGCGGCUCUUGCAGCCAAGGUAGCGCAAGGUGGUGAGGACGUGGAGAUGCGCGAUGCAGGACUCGCGGACGACGUCAAGCGAAGAGAAGAAGAGGACCGACUACGAGAGAUCUACGCGGCGGAGCGCAAGAUGGGCGACCACAACACCGUCCUUCGAGGCGUCAAGAUCCAAGACUUCAGCGGCAUGCGAAAGUACAGCGCUCUCUUCCUAGGCAAGAGCAAACCCGGCGCGCCAGCCCCCGGUUCGGCUCCAGCACUCAACAAUAAUCCCGCCCUCCGACCUCCGAUCAAGCCAUCUAAUCCGAACCGCCGUCUCGAACCGAUCAUCCUGCUAUCAUCCUCCUUCUCUUCCCUCCUCCGCAUGCCGAACAUCAAAUCCUUCCUCAACGACGGCGUCUACGCUCCCCUCGAACAAUCUACCGAAUCGCCCUCUAUCCUGCACAUCACUCGCAACCUCCGCACAAUUCACCCCGGCCAUGCAACGCGUUUCAUCCUCGUGGACGAUCCGUCAAAUUUCCGACCAGACUACUGGUCUCGUGUGGUAGCAGUCUUCACAACGGGUCAGACAUGGCAGUUCAAGGGUUACAAGUGGACGAAUCCCGCGGAACUGUUCUCGCAUGCGCUGGGUGUAUAUGUGGGAUGGAAGGGCGAGGUGGUUCCGGACACGGUCAAGGGAUGGGGCAGGCAGGUGUUGAGUGUGCAGAUUGACAAGGGACAGAAUAGAUGGAGAGAUCGCGAGGUGGUGGAGGAUAUUUGGAGUCAGAUUGAAGGCAGGAUGAGAGCGAUGGGCUGGGGAAAGGAU